GUCUCUGUGUCUCUGUGUGUAGGAGUUGAAGGCUCGUAUGCAGGAUGUGGUGACUCGUGAAGUUUGUGACAUCUUCAGCGACACCACCACCCCCAUCAAGCUCCUCACCGUGGCCGCGAUGGCCCCAGUCAACACUCCCAACCGAGACCGGGUGUUUGCCGAGCGUGCCGCUGCGUUUGAGCGCCACGCCGGCCGCCUGGCGUCCACGGCCGAGAAGGCGGCCUCCGUCGGGGCCCUGAACGCCGCCUCCGUCGAGGCCAUCACGGGCGCCGUGCGGGCCGCCCGCGAGCUCACCCCGCAGGUGGUGUCGGCAGCCAAGAUCGUUUUGAAGAAUCCGGGGAAUCAGGCGGCAGAGGAGCACCUGGAGACGAUGCGGAAUCAGUGGGUGGAGAACGUGGAGACGCUGACAGGGCUGGUGGACAGUGCGAUAGACACCCCGUCACUCAUCGACGCGUCUGAAGAAGCAAUCAGGAAAGACCUGGAGAGAUGCAAGGUUGCCAUGGCGACGAUGCAGCCCCAGACGCUGGUUGCCGGGGCGACCAGCAUCGCCCGGCGAGCCAACCGCAUCCUCCUCGUGUCCCGGAGGGAGACGGAGAACUCUGAGGAUCCUGCAUUCCGGGAGAGGAUCGGCAACGCCGCCUCGGACGUGGAGGCCGCCAUCGCCCCCAUGGUGAUGGGAGCCAAGGCGCUGGCUCACAACAUCGCACAGCCCGGGCUGCAGAAAGACUUCCUGGAGUGUGGGCAGCGUGUCCUUGAGUCUGUGGGCAGAGUGCGCGGAGCGUUCCAUACCCCGGAGUUCCCACCACCACCACCCGACCUGGACAGCCUCAACCUGUGUGAGGAGGAGGAGGCGGCCCCCCCGAAGCCGCCCCUCCCCGAGGGGGAUCUGCCCCCACCCCGGCCCCCUCCCCCUGAGGAGCGUGAUGACGAGUUCCCGGAGCUGGAGACGGGGGCGGAGGUCAACCGACCAAUCAUGGUGGCCGCCAGGCAGCUGCAUGACGAGGCGCGGAAGUGGUCCAGCAAGGGUAACGACAUCAUCGCGGCCGCCAAGCGGAUGGCCUUGCUCAUGGCCGAGAUGUCCCGCCUGGUGCGUGGAGGCUCCGGCAACAAGAGGGCCCUCAUCCAGUGCGCCAAGGACAUCGCCAAGGCCUCCGACGAGGUGACGGGGCUCGCCAAAGAAGUGGCCAAGCAGUGCACGGACAAGAGGAUCCGCACCAACCUGCUGCAGGUUUGUGAGAGGAUCCCCACGAUCUCCACGCAGCUCAAGAUCCUUUCUACUGUCAAGGCGACCAUGCUGGGUCGCACAAACAUCAGUGAUGAGGAGUCGGAGCAGGCCACGGAGAUGCUGGUUCACAAUGCCCAGAACCUGAUGCAGUCCGUGAAGGAGACGGUGCGGGAGGCAGAAGCGGCCUCCAUCAAGAUCCGCACGGACGCUGGACUCACGCUCAGAUGGGUCCGCAAGACUCCCUGGUACCAGUGAUGGACUCCGCCCCCGGUGCCAGUGAUAGACAAACGGGGAGAGACACGGGGAGAGAGAGACACGGGGAGAGAGAGACACGGGGGGGGAGA
This is a messenger RNA of Petromyzon marinus (sea lamprey), 1569 nucleotides long. Lineage: Eukaryota; Metazoa; Chordata; Hyperoartia; Petromyzontiformes; Petromyzontidae. The record is from RefSeq and is a predicted model, not a curated record.